AUGCCGUCAAGCCUGACGCUGCAUCACCGUGCCGGCAUCAACAGUGUCGUACGCAGAAUACAUACGUGCGGAAGCACCGCACGACAAUCCAGUGCUCGUGUCGCUGCCUCCGGCCGAACGUCACCGCAGAAUAGCUCGACGGAUGCCUAUUACCGCCAGCGCCGCACCGAGUGGGUCAUCGUGGGCGUAGCAGGAUCGGCAGCUGCCUUUGGUACUUGGUAUUACUGGAGUAAUAUGCGCUCCCGCACUUCUGGAACUGAUACUCCUGUGCGGAACUUUAGCCUAUCUGGGAGAUCAUCUUCAUUUACUAUCCCCUCUCGCUCAAAAGACCCUGCACAUCCACCAUACAAAGUCAUUACCCCACUUACGGCUGAGCAAGUAAACGCUCGUCUUCGUGAGAAUGAAAGGAGCACAUGCGUAGAUCGACCUCCUGGCGCAUGUCUCGUGGCACGGUAUGACACCAACACAAUCGCAAGCAAUUUUCCCAUCGAGGACAAGCAUGCUGAGGUGAUUGUGGAGCGCGAUCGUGGUAUAUACGAGCAGCGAAAGUCAGCGCAUCAUACUGCGAACAAGGACACCCCUAUUCGCGGUGAUUUGUGUUUCUUUACAGUCAUGGAUGGCCAUGGCGGAGACUAUACAUCCACUGUGCUCUCGCGAAAGCUCAUUGCCUUUGUUGCCCUAGAGUUAGACAAGGUUUUCAAAGAGACAGGUGAGUAUGCGCAAAUGGCACGCUCCCAAAUCUCGAUGACCUCCUCGAUCUGGCGCACUCUGUUUGGAGGUAAUACUACCCGUGAAAGCCACUGGCUUGCGGCUCAUGCUUUGGACGGAAACCCGGAGAUUGUUAAGCGCGCACUUACGAAGGGAUUUCGCGGUCUGGAUAAGGAAAUUAUUACCACUCCGCUGGAGCUACUGAAACAGUACGAACUGAAUUUGGCGAGUCUUCCGAAGAGCAAGACAAGGGACGACACAAACUCCCUGUCGGCCCUUGCACACAGCAUUUGGCCAUCCACAAUUGGAAAUCCCAAAUCCACACCAUUUUCGACAGUGUCUCAAAGCACAGCCUAUGAGAACAUCUUGCCCGCAUUGAGUGGAAGCUGCGCCCUCAUGGUGUAUGUGGAUAGUGCUCGUUGGGAUCUGUACGUGGCGUCUACGGGUGAUUCGCGGGCAGUGGCUGGCUACUGGAAUGAGCGCUCUGGGCGAUGGGAAGUGGAAGCUUUGAGCGUUGACCAGACAGGUCGAAACCAAGACGAGGUCAAACGCAUUCAGCGGGAACAUCCUAUUGAAGAGGCACCCUAUGUCAUUCAACGUGGUCGAGUACUUGGAGGACUUGAACCUACUCGUGCUUUUGGCGAUGCACGAUACAAGUGGGAUGAAGGCACUCAAAAGCGCAUUGCCGAGGCGUUCCUCCCACAAGGCCGUGUCCGCAUGCCUCCGCGUGGACUUAAAACGCCCCCUUACGUCACAGCAGAGCCUGUGGUUGAGUGGCGCCGUAUCCCGGGAAAGAUGGACAGCACUGUGGAAGGUUCUUCAAACUAUGACAGUAGCUCGAAUGCUCCAUCGCGUGAGUUGCGCUUUAUUAUUAUGGCAAGCGAUGGACUUUGGGAUCUCAUGUCCAAUGAGGAAGCCGUGAGUCUUGUUGCAGGCCAUCUUGCUGGCAUGCGUGGCUCAGUUCGUGCUGCAGACCUGCAGCGUAUGUGCUUCGAGCCCUCUAAGGGCGCAGACAUGCAAGCGGGACAGUCGCUGGCUUCCUUAGAGAGCUCCAGUUCUUCAGCGCCGGGAUCUGCAGAGCGGAUUGUCCCCCACCAUCCACUGCUCAAGUCGCCUAAUCAUAUGCCUGCUUUCACAUUCGAAGAUGACAAUCUCAGCACGCACCUAGUUCGCAACGCUCUGGGCGGAGCUGCACGGGAACGUGUAGCUGGCCUUCUUGCCAUUCCAAGCCCCGAGUCACGCCGAUACCGCGACGACCAGCGACAGCCAGGUCUCGCCGCCGGCCUCCAGCGACGCAUCUCCACAGGGCACGGACGCCUCGAGCCUGACAGCAAAGCUGUAGAUGGGUUGGCCCGCGUGACAUUGCAUGUAAGAAUGCCCUAUCAGAAUGCACUUUUUUCUCAUGUUCUUUGCGAGACACGUCUUAGUAUGGCGUCGCGUCAGAUCACCUUCGCCGAGGUUUGCGAGCACAAGACCGAGGAGAGCCUCUGGAUUGUCAUCGACAACAAGGACGUGGGCCACUCUGAGGAUGCCCGUGAGACGCUGAAGACUUUCUUCAUCGGCGAUCUGGCUGACCCCGAGAAUAUGCCCAAGAGUGGCAAGAAGGCCUCGGACAUGAUGGGGGCCAACCCUGGUGGCUCUCCACAAGUUGGGCGACAGAACCGCGUCAGGGGCAAGAAUGCGAUGGUUUUCUGUAUCAAAACCGAACACUUUCAAAGUGCUGGAACUAAAGAAAAUGAUGAAAAGGCCCUGAAAAAUGUCGAAGCGGAACUCGCGAACCUGAAAGUUCUGCUAACUACGCAUGAUCUUCUAUAUCCACAAGCCAUUGACGCAGCUGCCAACAUUGAUGCUCUUGUGUUGGCACGGGAUGUUCUGGAAAUUGGUGCUCUAUGGAGUAUUCGCAUGAAGGACAUGGACAAGUUUGACCGAUACUGGAGCCAGUUGAAACCAUUCUACUUGGAUUUGGCAGAUGUAUUACCGCGGUCCAGCAACUACGAGCCCAUUGUGGGGCUGUCAUUGCUUCGUGAUCUAGCUGCUAAUUCUAUUGCAUCUUUCCAUAUUGCAUUGGAAUCACUUCCUAUGGAACUAGUUCGCGAUUCGCCAUAUAUUCAACACCCUGUAUUGUUGGAACGGUGGCUCAUGGAAGGCUCCUAUUCCAAUGUGUGGCGCGAGCGUGAUAAUGUUCCGCUCGAUGAAUACAGAUUUUUCGUCGACAUUUUGAUGGUAACGAUUCGUCACGAAAUCGCUUCAUGCGAAGAACGCGCCUAUGAUACGUUGCCUCUCAAUGACGUGGCAACACUUUUGUUCUUUGAUGCCUUACCCGAAGUUCUCGAGUUCGCAAAGGAGCGUGGUUGGCAUGUCAAUCCUACAAAUCAGACGGUGGAAUUUAGAAAUAAGAACUUCGAUGGUACUGCAGACUCUGAGGAAAAGAUUCCCAUGCGCUCUACCAUAACCACUAACUUGCAUUUCGCCAAGGAACUCGAGAGUAUCGUCUGA
Molecule: messenger RNA, 3204 nt
Organism: Malassezia sympodialis ATCC 42132
Lineage: Eukaryota; Fungi; Basidiomycota; Malasseziomycetes; Malasseziales; Malasseziaceae
Exons: 6
Coding region: 1-3204 (1067 amino acids)
Cellular component (GO): intracellular membrane-bounded organelle; endoplasmic reticulum membrane
Molecular function (GO): heme binding
Source: RefSeq, a predicted model, not a curated record